UAUUUAUGCGACACAAACAUGUGUGCAUAGAACUCAACAUCUACUACCAAAUUAAUCAUCAAAUAAUGGCUCAUAAUUCAACAAAACACGUAGCAGUUCUUGCAUUUCCAUUCGCAACUCAUGCACAUCUUCUUUUCAAACUCGUAAAUGAGGUAUCAAAAGCAUCUCCUCAUGCUACAUUUUCAUUCUUCAGCACUGCUCAAUCCAAUUCCGCAAUUUUUAAAGACUCUCAAGCCUCGGACUCUAUAAAACCCUGUAAUAUUGAAGACGGAAUUUCGAAAGACUUUGUUUUUUCAGGAAGCCCUAUUGAGGCUGUAGAAAGGUUCUUGCAGAAAACCCCACAGAAUUUUGAGAGCUCAAUGGAAAAAGCUGUGAAAGAGAGUGGGAAGGCAUUCAGUUGUCUGAUUACAGAUGCUUUUCUUUGGUUUGGUGCUGAUAUGGCUCGAGAUUUGCAGAUUCCUUGGGUUGCAGUCUGGACUUCUGGUCCUCGUUCCGUUUUCAUCCACCUACAAACUGAACUUAUUAGAGAAAAAUUGGGAAUUCAUGGAAAUUUCCAAUUAGACAAAAAGUUGGACUUCCUUCCAGGAUUUGAAAGCUUACCUGCAACUCACAUUCCUGAAGAUGUAAUAGCAAAAGACCUUACCACACCCUUUGCAUCAAUGUUACACAAAAUGGGACUAAAUCUACCGAAAGCAACUGCGGUUUGCAUUAACUCAUUCGAAGAAAUCGAUUCUAUUCCGAUUAACCAACUCAAAUCGACACUCCAAGAUCUUCUAACCAUCGGUCUGCCUCUACUAACACUCCCACCCAAGAAACAUUGUGAUCCACAAGGCUGUCUGGAAUGGCUAGACAAGCAGAAACAGGACUCCGUCGUAUACAUUAGCUUCGGAAGCAUGAUAAUGCCUCCGCCUCACGAGUUAACAGCGUUAGCUGAAGCAUUAGAGUACGGCGGAUUUCAUUUUAUCUGGUCAUUCAAAGGAAACCCUAGCGAGAAAUUGCCGAAAGAGUUUCUCGACAGGACGAAAGAGAAGGGAAUUGUAGUUUCCUGGGCACCACAGCUGCAGGUUUUGCAGCAUCAUUCGAUUAGCGCAUUCAUAUCACAUGGCGGAUGGAAUUCUGUGGUGGAGAGUAUUAUUGGGAGUGUGCCUUUGAUUUGUAGGCCGUUCUUCGGGGAUCAUCACUUGAAUAGUUGGACAGUGGAAGCUGUGUGGGGCAUUGGAUUAGAGAUUGAAGGCGGAAAAAUCACAAAAGACGGUACAAUGAAAGCGUUACAAGUUGUUCAGGGAAGUGAAAAAGGACAGAAAAUGAAACAUAAAGUUGUUCAUCUUAAUAAACUUGUUGUUGAUGCUGUUAGUUCACAAGGUAGCUCAACUCUUAAUUUUGAAAAAUUGAUAAAGAUUGUUACUUAGUAGUUUUCAAGCUAAGAUGUGUACUGCAUUUGAUUAGUUUUGAAUUUUGAAAAUUGAAAUUAAUUGAACUGACCGAUUUUUCAUUUUAA
Molecule: messenger RNA, 1498 nt
Organism: Mercurialis annua (annual mercury)
Lineage: Eukaryota; Viridiplantae; Streptophyta; Magnoliopsida; Malpighiales; Euphorbiaceae
Product: flavonoid 3-O-glucosyltransferase-like
Exons: 2
Coding region: 6-1409 (467 amino acids)
Molecular function (GO): UDP-glycosyltransferase activity
Source: RefSeq, a predicted model, not a curated record